UGUCAGUGUCACAUAUAAACAAUUAAACAUAUUAAUGUGUCAGUUUUUAAUAACAUUAACAAUUCUCAGUGGAAAAAAUUGUAAAUAUAAAACUAAAUUAAAAUAGUAGAUGUGUGUACUACGUCUCUUAAAUAAAAAUGUACAAGAAAAUCCAACAGUGCAUUAAAAAAUACAACACAAAUACAUAGACAGUUAAAUAUUAUAUACACAAUCAGAAUCCAUAUUUUAUUUUUUUUUUCCUAUCAAAAAAAUAUAACGUAACGUCACCAGAAAUAUUAAACACAUUGGAAUAAAUAUACACAGUGGUCGUUGUGAAUUUGAUAUCAACAUCUUCUCCUUGAAACGCCCAUUUGUGUUUUUAUAUACAACUUGGACAUGGAGUGUUGUGAUAAAAAUAUGGCGAUAGUUGACACAUAAGUAAAAAAUUUUUUUUCUUAUGUUUGUUUUUAUUAUUAUUAUUGAAAUUUGUUUAUAAUAAAAAUAUAUAUAAUAAAAUAAUUGUAUUAAGUGAGCUUGUUUAAUAAUUUAUAACGAAUUUUAUUGACUUAUCGUGGAUUAGAUAUGUCAUCUCUAAUAUGCUCUGUUAAAAAAAUUCGUUUCGUGUGACUGAGCAAGUUGCUUCAUGGAAGAGUAUACAAUAUACAUAGACAGUAUUCAUUAGAAAAAUAAAAAAAUAUACACUUCAAGACCAGUAGGUUGCCAAACGUCAGUCAAGAUAAAUAUAAACUUCAUAAAGUGAUUCAUAAUUAAUAUUAAGUAUAUUAUAAAAUAAAUAAAAAUGGAUCAAGAAACUGUUUAUGGUACACAUGAAGACAGCCAUGUGGUUAUGUCAGAAAAAGUACAAUCAUUAGCUGGCAGUAUUUAUCAAGAAUUUGAGCGUAUGAUUGCUCGUUAUGAUGAGGAUGUUGUCAAAGAAUUGAUGCCUUUACUAGUCAAUGUAUUAGAGUGUCUUGAUAUUGCAUAUACUGAAAAUCAAGAGCAUGAAGUUGAAUUGGAAUUAUUACGAGAAGACAAUGAACAACUUGUCACUCAGUAUGAAAGAGAAAAACAACUUAGAAAAACAGCUGAUCAGAAAUUAUUGGAACUUGAAGAUGUGGCAGAGGAUGAAAGAAAAGAAUUACUAUCAAAAAUUGAUAGUUUAGAAUCAAUUCUUCGCAUGCUGGAACUCAAGACUAAAAAUUCACAUGAUCAUGGUACAAAUGAUAAUGCCAUCACAUCAUCCCCUCAAAGAACACAUUCCUACAUUGUGCGUCUUGAGGAAAAAGAGGCUGAAUUAAAACGUGAAUAUUCACGAUUGCAUGAACGAUACAAUGAAUUAGUUAAAACACAUGUUGAUUAUAUGGAAAGAACAAAAAUGAUGGUUGGUAGUUCAGAAAGACUAGAAAAUACAACUGGUGGACGUGGUCCAGCAAGAUUACCAUCACUUGGAUUAGCACAUAUGUCUAGAAGUUCUGGACCACUUAGUUAUGGUUUUCAAAGUUUAGAAACAAGUAUGACUGCUGAAGAUAUUCAAGAAGAAUCAUCAAGUAAUGGAGCUAGUUUAAAAUCAGAAAUGUUUGAUAAUAAUAAUGAUACAAUUAUUGAAGUUACUAAUAAAAGUCAACCAAGUAAUAAUACUGAAAAUAAAACGCCAAUUAAAAAACCAUUUAUGGAUGAUAGUCCUGAGACUGAUGUACCACCACUACCAAUUGUCACACCAACAACACCAGUUAUUUCCAAAUUUUCAAGUACACCAGGUGGACGUAGUAAAACUGAACGAGAACAGCGUAGUGGUAAUACACUCUAUCAGGAAUUGAGUUUUCAAGAUGCUGAUGCACUUGGUGAAAUGGAUGAGGGAGCAGAUAUUACUGGCAGCUGGGUACAUCCAGGAGAAUAUGCCUCAUCGGUCAAUGACAACUUUUUCGGAAUGGGCAAAGAAGUUGAAAACUUGAUAAUGGAAAAUAAUGAAUUGUUGGCAACCAAGAAUGCAUUGAAUAUUGUCAAGGAUGAUUUAAUUGUCAAAGUAGAUGAGCUAACAAGUGAACAAGAAAUACUUCGUGAAGAUGUUCGAGGAUUACAACACGCAAGAGAAAAACUUCGUCAACGAAUAACUAUUCUUGAAGAUGAACUUAAAAAAGCCAAAGAAGAAGCAGAGACAGCUGCGAAAGCAACAAAAAGUGAUGAUGAAGAAGACGUACCACUGGCUCAAAGAAAAAGAUUUACAAGAGUUGAAAUGGCUAGAGUACUUAUGGAAAGAAAUCAAUACAAAGAAAGAUUUAUGGAAUUACAAGAGGCUGUGAGAUGGACAGAAAUGAUUAGAGCAAGUAAAACUGAUCCAGCAAGUCUAUCAGGGGGAAAACAGUCUGUCUGGAAGUUUUUUAGUAAUCUUUUCACUGGACCAGCUGAUCGGGGGUCAAUUUCAAGAAAUCCUAAUAAUUUACCACACAUUAGAUACAGUGCACCUUCAAAUCAAGUUGUACCAGCACCACCACUUGAUGCAAUGCGUCGACGUACAUUGAAAAAUCGUCAUGACUUUUUCGACCAGGGAGAUACUAUAUCUUCGGAAAAACGAGUUGCAAGACUUGCCAAUGAAAGAAAAGAACAAUAUCGUCAAGUUCGUGCUCAUGUUAGAAAAGAAGAUGGACGUUUACAAGCAUAUGGAUGGAGCUUACCUGGUAAACCAAGUGCACCUGCAAGACAGCCAGUUCCUGUACCAGUAUAUUGUCGUCCACUUCAAGAAACUGAACCUGGAAUGAAGAUUUGGUGUGGAGCUGGUGUUAAUUUAAGCGGUGGAAAAACUCGUGAUGGUGGAUUAGCAAUUGGUGGUAGUGUUUUUUAUGCUGAUGAAGCACAAGAAAUAACAACAGUUAAAGGUGAAGUUGAAGAUGCUGUUGAACAUUUAGAUAAAGAAUUACAAGAAAAUGAACAACGUCGUAUUGAAGCUGAAAAACUUGAACAACAAUUAAGUUCACUUGUUUGGAUAUGUACAUCAACUCAAAAAGUAUCAAAAGUAACUGUGAUAGAUGCUAAUAAUCCAGCUGAAAUUUUAGAAGUUUUCAAUGUUUGUCAGAGUCAUUUGUUAUGUAUAGCAAGUGUACCUGGUGCCAAAGAAAAUGAUUAUCCACAAACUAAUGAUGAUUGUUCAUUGAGAUUAGUUAAUGGUGAUACUGAAUCAAUUAAAAAUCAACAUAACAAUGAUGGUUUAAUAAUUGUUGAAGAUACAACAGUGAAUCAAGGAUUAAAUUGUCUAAAAACAUGUGAUUCAGAUGAACGUAGUCAAGAAAUAUCAGAUGAUCAUUUAUCAUUGGAUGAUAAACCAAGUGAUGAAUCAGAAAAAAUAACUGAUAUUGAUCAAAAUUUAAGUACUGAACCACAAUCAUUAGAAACAAUUGAUAGUGAAUCAACAAAUUUAGGAAAAUUACAUUUUGUUAAAUGUGAACCAGAAAAUUUGAUAAAUGAAAAAAAUGACGAGACAAAUGAUGCUGAUAAAGUUGAUGAUAAUGAUAAAACAUCUAUUGAAAAAAUGUCAUCAAUUCAACCAACAAUGUGGCUUGGUGCACAGAAUGGUGCUGUUUAUGUACAUUCAGCUGUUGCCAAAUGGUCAGUAUGUCUACACACUGUCAAACUUAAAGACGCGGCAUUAUCAAUUGUACAUGUUCAGGGAAGAGUUUUAGUCGCUUUAGCUGAUGGAACAGUUGCAAUAUUUAGAAGAGGUUCAGAUGGACAAUGGGAUCUUUCACAGCAUCAUAUAAUAACACUAGGAAGUCCACAACAUUCCAUUAGAUGUAUGACAGCUGUCUCAGGAAAAACAGUUUGGUGUGGUUAUAGAAAUAAAAUUCAUGUUAUAGAUCCAAUUCUCAUGACUCUCGAGUGUACUGUCGAUGCACAUCCAAGACGUGAAUCACAAGUUAGACAGUUAGCUUGGCUUGGUGAAGGUGUUUGGGUCAGCAUCAGACUUGAUUCAACUUUAAGACUUUAUCAUGCUCAUACUUAUCAACAUCUUCAGGAUGUUGAUAUUGAGCCAUAUGUUAGUAAAAUGUUAGGCACUGGAAAACUUGGUUUUUCAUUUGUUAGAAUAACUGCGUUGCUCAUUUCAUCAAAUAGACUUUGGAUUGGUACAGGAAAUGGUGUUAUUAUAUCAGUUCCAUUAUCAGAAAGUGCUGGUGGUUCAUUGGCUUGCUCAAGAGUACAAGCAGUUAGUGGUAAAGCUGAUGCACCUGGUGUUGGUGUACGUGUAUUUGCAUCUGAACGUGGAGUAACACCAGGUAGUUUUAUACCUUAUUGUAGUAUGGCACAUGCUCAACUUAGUUUUCAUGGACAUCGAGAUGCAGUCAAAAUGUUUGUUGCUGUCCCAGGUCAUGGUGGUCAGAGUGCUGCAUCAGACGGUACACAACCAGCAAUGCUGGUAUUAUCAGGUGGCGAGGGCUAUAUUGAUUUUCGUGUUGGUGACGGCGACGAAACGGAAGAGGGCCUUGAACGAUCAGCCAGUGCAUCAGUUAAUCAAGAAGAGCAUGGUGAACAAAGUCAUUUGAUUGUAUGGCAAGUUCAAUCACCACUACCUUCAAGUAUGAAUGUCUAACAAAUAUGUGAUUAAUCUAAGUGUUAUUUAAAUUUAUUAUCAUCAAAAAAAAAAAGCACCGUUUUUAAUGUCAUCAAUAUUGUCGCGUAGAUAAUAAUUAUCUAAUUUAAAUUGUGAUUAAAUUAUUAAGUCUAUAAAAAACAAAUAAAAAAGACAAAAAAAUAAAAAAAGAAGCUAGAUCAUAGAAAAUAACAACGAUUUAUAGUAACAAAAAAAAAAAAUUAUUAUUAUUUGUUAAAGACAAAGUAAAAAAAAAAAUUAUGAUUUUUUACAACAAACUGACAAAUUAAAUUUUUUUUUUUUUAAGACAAUUAUAAUUAUAAGAAAAAUAAUAAGUUAUUAAACAAAUAAUAUGCAUUUAAAUAAAUAAUAUAUAUUGAUCUCGAAAUCUCGAGAUUUUUAACGAAAAAUUAUGUGAAAGAAAAAAAAUAAUAAAUUGAUAAAUGCUUUGAUAGAUAUUGUGCUGAUUGCAAGACUAAAUGAGCAUACGUAGAUCCAGAUAAAUAAUUUAUAUAACAAUUGAUGAGUUGUGAACAAAAGAUAUUACAUAAUAAUGAAUCAUGCUAAAUAAUUAUUUAUUAUACGAGAAAAUAUGCAGAGUCUGUUUUCUCGUUUUGUUUUAUUUUGUUUUUUUUUUGUUAAAAAAUAUAUGCGUCUUAUUCCGUUUUAUGCAGCUAAAAUAAGCUAGUCACGGGUUGCUUAUUCCAAAAACAUCAAAUGAUUUAAAAAAAGAAAACCCAGUUAUCUAAAUAUUUUGGUUUUUGGCCUUGG
Molecule: messenger RNA, 5329 nt
Organism: Aphidius gifuensis
Lineage: Eukaryota; Metazoa; Arthropoda; Insecta; Hymenoptera; Braconidae
Gene: syd
Product: JNK-interacting protein 3
Exons: 18
Coding region: 779-4558 (1259 amino acids)
Biological process (GO): vesicle-mediated transport
Cellular component (GO): cytoplasm
Molecular function (GO): kinesin binding; MAP kinase scaffold activity; JUN kinase binding
Source: RefSeq, a predicted model, not a curated record